CGAUUCUUGAACGAAUCAAAGCCCGAUUUUUAUAUAAGCAAAGACGAGUCUCUCUCUUUCUCACACGCACAUUAUAAUAAUAUAUAUAAACCCAUUGAUUCUCCCAUUACGCUUAAUUCCUUCCUCAUUUAUCGCCGGAUUCGAUUUCCGAUCAUCCUCUCCUCGAUUGCCCAAUCUCUCUUCUAUAUCGCUUUCUCUCUGACUCACUCAGUGUGUGGAUUGUGGAGUUACUUGAGUAUAUUGGUAUAAGACUCUCUUGCAUCGCUUGCUGAUUUCAGUUCAAACUAUGAUGCUUUGAACAAAUUUUGAAGCGUGCAAGUUGAAUUAUGUAUCACAACAUGGAAAAGGAAUCCUGUUAUACGGAGAGGAGAUACUUUGAGGAAAACAAACAUGAGCUGUUUUGGUUGUUGUGAAGAAGAUGACAUUGGUAAACAUGCUGAUGGUGGAGGCCAUUAUAUGAUGAAAAAUUCAGUUGGAAAUGAAGGACAUUAUCAUACAACAGAUGCUGCACUGAAAUCUCAAGCUGUUAAUGUCCAGCCUAUUGCAGUUCCGUCAAUUCCCGGGGAUGAAUUGAAAGAAAUUACAGAUAACUUUGGCUCUGAUUCUUUAAUUGGGGAAGGCUCAUAUGGACGGGUAUAUUAUGGAAUCCUUAAGAAUGGAAGGGCUGCUGCAAUAAAGAAGUUGGAUGCAAGCAAGCAACCAGAUGACGAAUUCUUAGCCCAGGUUUCUAUGGUUUCAAGGCUAAAACAUGAAAAUUUUGUUGAGUUACUUGGUUAUUGUGUUGAUGGCAAUCAGCGUGUUCUUGUGUACGAAUUUGCAUCGAAUGGUUCUCUUCACGAUAUUCUUCAUGGAAGGAAAGGUGUUAAAGGAGCACAACCUGGUCCAGUUCUUUCAUGGACACAGCGUGUAAAGAUUGCAGUUGGUGCUGCUAAGGGACUUGAAUAUUUGCAUGAAAAAUCAAAUCCUCACAUCAUCCACCGUGAUGUUAAGUCCAGCAAUGUGUUAAUCUUUGAUAAUGAUGAUGCUAAAAUUGCUGACUUUGAUUUGUCAAAUCAAGCUCCUGAUAUGGCAGCACGUCUUCACUCAACUCGUGUUCUUGGAACGUUUGGUUAUCAUGCUCCUGAAUAUGCAAUGACUGGACAGCUGAAUUCAAAGAGUGAUGUAUACAGCUUUGGUGUUGUCCUUCUAGAGCUUCUUACUGGACGUAAGCCCGUUGAUCAUACAUUACCUCGUGGGCAGCAAAGUCUAGUUACAUGGGCUACGCCAAAGCUGAGCGAAGACAAGGUCAGGCAAUGUGUCGAUGGAAGACUGGGAGGUGAAUACCCUCCUAAGGCUGUUGCUAAGAUGGCUGCUGUUGCUGCGUUGUGUGUACAAUAUGAAGCUGAUUUCCGGCCAAACAUGAGCAUAGUAGUCAAAGCCCUCCAGCCACUUUUAAAUGCUCGGCCAGGACCGGCUGGUGAAACUGGCCAGACAUGAGAGUUGCAGCCAAGCUACUGAUUGUGCUGCUCGGGCAGGAUGAGUUGGUAAAUAGAAGCAUAUGAUAAUCUCUCUCUCUCUAUGUCCAAAUUAAUCAGUAAUUUUAUUAGAUUGAAGUGCAUUAAAACGCUUCAGUCAAUUUUAAUCGAUUGUUCGUAAUGUAUACCAUGAUUGUGUGGAUCAAGAACCAAGAUGUCUGUGGGAAAUGACAGUCAUAUGAUUUCUUUGUGAGGGAAUAUCUGAUGAGUUUAAAAGUAAA
Messenger RNA from Olea europaea var. sylvestris, 1735 nucleotides. Its product is annotated as pto-interacting protein 1-like. The transcript has 9 exons. The coding region runs from base 391 to 1476 and encodes 361 amino acids. Gene Ontology annotation, biological process: protein phosphorylation. Gene Ontology annotation, molecular function: protein kinase activity; ATP binding. NCBI's taxonomy places the organism in Eukaryota, Viridiplantae, Streptophyta, Magnoliopsida, Lamiales, Oleaceae. The record is from RefSeq and is a predicted model, not a curated record.